Messenger RNA from Symbiodinium necroappetens, 5598 nucleotides. Lineage: Eukaryota; Dinophyceae; Suessiales; Symbiodiniaceae. The record is from the annotation of a GenBank genome assembly.
AUGGUGGGGAGCCCUUGGCCCGGAGCCGUGCCCUGGCUGGCUUCGUGUCGACAGGCGGCCCCGACCAUGUGUACGACCGAGAAGGGAGCAGAUGGUCUCCUCGUGGUGCAGGGCAUGCCGAGGGGUUUCCCGGCCGUGGGCAUCCACGUGCAAUCCUGCAGUCCUAUAUCCGCACCAUGUCCCAGGACGAGAUGGUGGAGCUUCCCGCAGUUCCGCGGCAAGGAGCUUACCCGGGGCGGUGUGGAGCGAGUCCUUGAGACCUACCACAUCGCGAAGAACGAGGCCCUGCUGAAGACACUCGCCGCCCUGGGAAGCUCCCCCAUACAUCCACAUCUCACCCUGGUGCACCUGGAGGAUGCGCUUGAAGCGGAUGAUCUUGCCCUCGUAAUGCCAGGCAGCUCGGAGAGCAGCAUGGCGGGGAUCUUGUCCAUGAGGGACCGCAUGUCCAGGCUUCCUUGGGUUCUGCACCUUCUUGGCGGCAAUUUUGCAGGCCUCGGCCGCUUUGGGAUGGAACACCCAGAACUCGUGGGCCUUAACGGGCCUUACAGGCCACCGGGCGAGAUUCUGUUGACCACCGCUGCAAACCCGCUGGUAGAUGGGUCUCUUGGCGAUGGCUGCCUUUGGCCCCGGCGAAGAACCCUUCUACUGGGUCCGGCCGGUGCAGACCUGGACCUCCUUGCUGAAGGUGCACAGCCACAGCUACAGUCUCAGGAAACUCCUGCGGUGUGGAACGAGAUGCCUCUUAUGGUGGAGAGCCAUAAGCGCGGAAGCAAGACGGCCUACAGUGAGAUCCGCACCUCUCAAGGAGGCCGCAGGGAGGAGGCGAUGAACUUGCUGAAGGCAGAUGGGUUGGCCCGCCCUGCUUCCAAUGAGGAAAGUCGGAAUGGAGGUUUGUGUGCCGCGAGAUGGUCACGGCCAAACACUUCUUCCCCAGAACGCAGCUCCCAGAGGCCCCGGUCCAGGACUCCAAAGAACAUGUAUGAUUUUCCGAGCGAAGAUGGCAUGCAAGACGUCGGGCAAGCCUGGUGCUCUGAUCCGCUCGUUUGCGGCACUGCUCCAGAAUCCCCCCUUUGGGCGGAAUCCUCGUGGUGGGGCUCGAGUGAUGCGCGCGCCACCGAUACAGAAGCAUACGUCGGAGGCUGGUUGUCCAUGGACCCCUGUCCGCACAAGUCCUCCAUCUUCCGGUUCCACUUUGAGGAAUGCCACCCGUGGGCGUUCGUCCAAGUUUCUCCGAAACGCCGCAUCGCGGCCCUAGACAUGCUUGGAACACUGGUCCUUACGGCUUUCCUCAUUGAAAAAGAACGACCAGGCACAUCAGUGCCACACCGCUACUACCAGGGCUUCUCUCCGGACCGUCGUCUCAACGUUUUCAUUUUCGAAAACAUCGCAACGGCACAUGACUUCUACAAGUGGGUCCACCUGGAGGAGAAUCAGGCUGGCAUCAAGGAUUGCUUGCACAAGAAUAUCGGACACCUCACUGAGGAGCGAACUCGAUUGAGGGUGUUCCAGACCGACCGGAAAGUGCACGUUUCUGUGGGCAUCGACUCCCAGGAUGCUGCUGGACAAAACAAGGUGACCUAUGCCGGGGACUUGAUGAUGAAGUACUGCAAGGAGCACUAUCCCGGAGCGAUCCCUGAGAUGUACAUUGAAGGCGGCUUCAAUGCGGGAAAGCGCGUCUCCGUCAUGCACACGCUCCUUGGCAAGGGCCACUCUAUUGUGGCGGAUUGUAUCAUUCCAAAGGAAGUGUGCCAGUCAGUUCUGAGAACUACACCUUACAGGUUGCAGCGCUUCCAGAAGAUGCACAACAGGACGAACGAGUUCAUGGGUGGCAUCAGUUGCACAGCCCAUGUGGCCAAUGGCUUGGCAGCAUUCUACAUUGCCACUGGCAACGACCCGGCGUGCACGGCCGAGUCUCAAGCUGCCGUGACUCACUUUGACCUUGUCAACCCUUCCGGAGGAUCCACCAACCACCUCGACCAGGACUUGUACGCAAGCAUUACGCUAAAUUCCAUCAUUGUCGCGAGCGUCGGAGGCGGUACCUCCCUGCCAUCCUUCAAGGCCGCCCGAUCCAUGAUGGGAGUGGAAAGCGCCAACGAGCUUGCAGAGAUUUGUGCAGGUGUUGCCCUCUCCGGUGAGCUCAGCUUCUAUGCCUCCAUGGAGACAGGCUCGUUUGCUGACGCGCAUUGGAACAUGACGCACAAGUGGGCGCGGAACCCGUCUGCGCCCUGCACCUUGGAGUGGCGCAGCCGAUCGGCGAAGGCACCAAAUCGUGCCGUACCUCGAGUCGCGCUUUGCUUGCUGGGCGUGCCUCGAUUCUUUGAUGAUACAGCACAGCUGCUGAGGCGGAAUCUUCUCGACCGCGUCGGGCGGCCUGCCGACCUCUUCACCUUCGUGACUGCCUCGCGGCGACCCGCGGCACCAGAUUGCCCGCAGCCACAUCGCCUGGUUGAAACGGUUCCGGGCGAUGGUCGGCUCAGCGAGGAGCUGCGACGUGUGGCGCCCUCCAGCGAGGAGGGCCAGGGCCAGAACUUCGAGCCUGGACGCUUUGCCGGCGACGGCGCGUCGCUGCUGACGGCAUCAGAAUGGCAAGAGCUGGAGGUGCUUCUCCAGGACGCCGUCGCGGGGCAGGCGGGCAGUGGCCUGGGGCGACCGACCAAUGGAGUUGCUGAGCAAGGCCUGAUGUCGGCCAUGACGACAUCACAGGUUCUUCACCGACUGCACGGUCAGACCUCGGACGAUUCCAGGAAGGCGCGAAGCUCUGGCAUCCGCUUCACGGACGGCAGCUCAGGACACCAGGUGCGGCCAAGCGCCGGACUGUCCCAGCUGCGUACCCUCCAGUGGUGCGCGGAUGCUGUCAAGUGGCAUGAAAACAAUUUUCUCAACUUUUCGUACUCCCACGUUCUUUUCGCCCGCUGGGACCUGCACUGGCUGAUUCCUUUUCCUGGCCUCGAGCUGCUGCAGGAGAUUGACUCGGAGGCCAUAUGGCUGCCGAAGGUCCAGGGCGAGUUCUUUGCUAAUGAUCGCUUUGCAGUCGUACCAAGGCCAAGGCUUGCAGUGUACUUUGAAGGUUGGAAGCUGUUGGUCUCUGGUGACGCAGAGGAUGCUUUGAAGAAGCACAUGCCCCGAGUGGGCACUCCUUUUUUCCUGCAAGACCUCCUGGUCUACGAGGGCUUCCUGCACCUGCGCCUGGUCUACGCUGGGGCGCAUACUAUGGCCCUUCCUCCACUCUUCUAUGUGUACUGCCGUCCAUCGUCGGAUUCCAGGACGUUUCGGAGCCUGGGCUUCUUCGACUGCUCGCCUCUGGCAGCCUUGGCAGACGUGACGGCCAAGGGCGGCGGCGACGAAGCCUCUGAGGCAGUUGAAACCGCCCUUGGCGGUGCCAAGUACAGCAACGAGGUCACUUGGGUGAUAAGCACGGACUCCGCGCUCAGAGGCUUGGAGCAAGGAGAGUCCAGGGUCGAAGAAGGGUCCGAGCAACUCAUGCGGCUGCUACGACCUCGCUUGGAUCGCCUUCGAGGCAAUCCAGAGGACCCGUCAGAUCCGGUCACUUGGACAAAGGACGAUCUCUUCGGUGCAGUCUUCCUGUCCACGCAGAUGGAGGUCAGCACAGCCUUGCAAAGGGGGCAAUGCCAGAACCUGAAUGACUGGAGGAGGACGGGCUACGUUUGCAGCCGCUUCCUCACAGUGAUUCUUGAGCUCGCUCCACGCAGGUUUGCCACUUCUUGGGGCCUGGAUGACGAAUGUGUCGGGGAGCUACUGGCACAACCCCCACAGUUUGGUAGCAUGCAAUGGAGCCAGCUGCUGUGGGCCUCUGCACUAUCCCAGAAGGCCGCCAGCGACUGCAGCUUCCGGCGCGUGGAUGCUUCGCUCGGAGGCUUCAACGAGGAAGUUCGCGCCCGACGGAGGCCUCUGAUCGUUCAUUCCAUUCCAGAUGUUUCCGGUGUGCUGGCGGAUACGGAUCAGGAGACCAUGUUGAGAAGCUUCGGGCACAUGCGCAUGCAGCUGGAGACCGGCAUUGACGAAAGUGCAGCCAAUUUCCGUCUUACGAAGGAGUGGCGAUCGCUAGAGCGCUAUGUCCACCAGCCAACAGGUGGACAGGAGCUUGCAUUCGAGCACGGCUUCACCGGAAGCUUGAGUCGAUCGGUGUGGAGCUCCAGAUUUCCGGCGCUGCCUAGCUUGCUGAAGGAGGUCCUCGCAUUUCCAAUCCUUACCCUGGGUGUCAACGGCACAGGCACCAGUAUGCACAAGCAUGAGGAGACCUGGCUCCUCCUGCUAAGCGGGCGCAAAGCCUGGUGGAUCAGUGAGAAGCCAAACGUCCCUGCGACGUUCGCGCGAAGGAAUCCGUGUCAGCACAUGGACUCAAGCACUCCCCCGGGGUAUCAGUUCUGCAUCCAGCAACCGGGGGAGGUGGUGUAUUUCCCGGACGAUGCCUUCCAUGCCACCUGCAAUAUUGACAGCUUCGUGUGGGGCUUGGGGUCACAGGGCAGCAAUGCAGACUGGCCCCCUCUUGUGAUGGCUGCCAGCCUCGGGGAUGCGCAGGCCGUGACGACCAUGCUCAAGAGCGGAGAGGGGCGCCCGACACGAGCGUCCUUUGCAGCUGCUUUGCAGCGUUCCCUGGGGCUUCAGCAGCCGACAGCGCGGAGGCUCAUGAAGUAUGCAGCCAACUUUGUGGAUGAAUCCACAGGUCAUGCAGUGGGCUAUUGUACCACGUCCCCAGUUCAUGCGGCAGCCGAGAGCGGAGAUGUGGCUAAGGUGCAGAAGCUCCUCUCCCUGGGGUUCGCUGCUGAAGAAGCUUAUUCUGAAACUGUUGGAUUCAUCGCCCUGGAGAUCGCUGCCUUCUUGGGUCACACGGAAGUGGUAGAGCUGCUGGCCCGGCAGAGGGGACCUUUGUUGCAGAACCACUCUGCUAUGGUUCUGGGCAACGCAUUGAGACAUGCAGCUCAAAACGGUCACAGCGCAGCCCUGCACCUUCUUUCUAAGCUGGGAGCAGAGCUCGUACUUGCAGAUGCUGAGGGUCGUGUGGCACUACAUUAUGCGGCAGCAGGGGGACAGCGAAAAGCAUUGAAGACCUUGCGCUCGCUGUACCUAAACCCCGCUGCACCAAUCGAAGCAAGGGACCACGAUGGGCUCACUCCCUUGCACGCUGCUUCCGAGCGUGGGCAUUUACAGCUUGUACGCUUUCUUCUCGGCACACGUUCAGAGCUCACGGCAAGCCGAAAGAUGGAGAUGCCAGUGCAUCUUGCAGCCCGUCAAGGUCACGCGUCGGUAGUGCAACUGCUGCUAAGCAAGGGAGCAGGUGUCUCACAGAAAAGCGAAUUGGGAACCCCGCUUCAUGCAGCGAUUAUGUCUGGGUGCCGAAAUACGACCGAGCUGCUUCUGAAACGCAAGGCACCUGGGCACGAGCGAGACUCCAAAGGCAACCAGGCGUUGCAUGUCGCCGCAAAGUACGGUGACAUGACAAUGGUGAAGAUGUUGUUGAAAUGGCGUGCCGACGUUUCUGCUCUUGGCGACGGAGGGCCUGCUUGGAAAAUUGCACAGCGACAGGGCUUUGAUGAAGUGGCUGAGCUCCUGCAGACGCCCGGUAUGCUUGAGCUGUAA